CUUCAUACGAAAAACAACGACAACGACAAUAACUGCCAAUUUCGACGAGAAUCAUGGUAGAAGAGGAAUUGAACACGUAAUCACUGUGACAGCUCAAUUCUAAUUUAUAUUUCAGUUCCUGCGAUAUCGUACAUGAUGAGUACGCGAAAAGCUAACGGCGUCUUGCCGGUCUCUUCCAUCCUAGCGACUAAUGACGCGCCAAAGACCAAGGCUAAGGAGCCCGCUCGAGGCAAGAAAGUCAUUGUUCGUCGCCUCCCGCCUGGUAUUACCGAAGCCGAAUUUUGGGCUAUCCUGGGAGAUGAAUGGAAGAGUGGGAAAGGCAAGGUGGACUGGACAAAAUUUCAAGACGGCCAGGUUUCCCAGGAUCCCUCAAAUCCAUCCAACCCAGCACGAUGUUAUCUCCAAGUUUUACGAACCGAUGAUAUCCCAGUAUUGGCAGAGGUCGUUCAAAGAUCGAUUUGGGAGGAUGAGAAGAGGACGUUUAAUGACCCUGCCCUCGUUGGACCCCCAUACCUAGAGCUUUCUAUCUAUCAGAAAAUACCGACGACUAAGCGCCGCACGGAUUCAAAGCAGGGCACUAUCGAUCAAGAUCCCGACUUCAUGGCUUUUCUCGACAGCCUCACUCAAGAUCCAGCUGUCAAGGAAGUCGAAGCUGAACAGGUAGCUGACGACUCUCCCAAGGAAAGUGUGAAGGUCACCACAACGCCUUUGGUUGAAUAUCUUAAAGAGAAGAAGGCGAAUAAGGGCAAAGAAACCACUAAUACUAAAAGUGGUAAACACGGUCGACAUGAAUCUCAGGGUGGGAAGACAAAGGGGAGCCAAGAAGAUUCCAAGAAGAAGGGUAAGGAGUCCAAGGGCGAAAAAGCAGAAAAGGCUUCAGAGAAGGAUGAGAAGAAAGCAAAGGAACCCGUAAAACUCCUCACUAAGAAAGCAGCGGCACAAGAAGCCGCGGAAGCCGCUAAAUCCACCCCCGCCUCGACUACCGCAAGCAAGACAACUGAGGAGGCGGUGCCAAAGAGCCGACGAGCCAACAUAGCUGCCGCCGCCAAGAUUUUGCAACGCGAUCUCGGUCUUAGCCCUGGAAGUGCUCAUAGAAGAGCUCGUCAGGAUGCCGCUAAGGCGGAAGCAGCUGCUAAAGUUGAUUCUGGCAAGGAGAAGGAUAGCAAAGACACUGUCUCUACAACCCCCACAACAUCAACCCAGCCCGCUUCGUCAGCACCCCCAUCUGCUCCAACUGCUCCGAAAGCCCAAGCGGCAGAGGGCUCACGUCGAUCCCGAGGUGCGAAGGCUGCGAAGCAAAAUACAUCUAGCGAUACGGCUAAAGGCAAAGAGGGUGCAGGCAGCACAACGAAAUCAACCCCGGUGACUACACCCGUUAUUCUCAAGAGAAGAGAUGAUAAUCCUCCUACCGGACCGGCUUCAACGGCCCCCGCCACCACGGCUUCUGCAACCCCUACACCCCCAACCGGUCCUAAGGCUGCUACUGGUAAGGCUUCGACGUCCAAAUCAGGUCCCUCGCAGAAGAAAGGAUCUGGUCAACCUUCAAUUACUGCAGGUGCAACCCGUGCUUUCGUAAAGCAUGCCAACCCAUCACAAGGAGUUACAGAACCGCUACUUAAACAGGCUAUGGAAAUCUAUGGUCCUGUUACAUUUGUCGAGAUAGAUAAGCGGAAAGGUUUUGCCUACGUUGACUUUGGAGAUCACGACGCUCUAGUCAAAGCUAUUACCGCGAGUCCCGUAUCUGUUGCACAAGGUACCGUUCAGGUAUUAGAGAGAAAGGAGAUUAAGAAGCCAACACAGGCACCAACACAGCCUGCGGCUGAAAAGGCGAGCAGCGAUGCUCCACCAGAUCGCCCCAAACGUGGUGGUCGUGGUCGAGGUCGCCGAGGAGGUGGUAAUGCAAACAACGCGAACACGAACGCAGCCAGCGAAGCAUCUAGCUCUACGACGCCAGUACACGCCGUGGUUACAGAUUCCAAGGACUCCAAUGCUGCAGCUCCAACAGGUUGAAGGGCGAUCGUGGGUUGGUUAUCGCUAAUUUCACGCCACUGAAGUUAUAUUUUUAUGAUAAUCGCGUCUCGAAUAACCGCAACAGUCGAUCGGCUCCUAUGCCCAUUAGGUAAUAUCCUCGAGGUGGAUUGGCUGCUUUGCAAGCUAGGUAUGGAUGCUAUGGAUUGAUAUGGCAUCUGAUCACACAGUCGUUAUGAUAGGAACCGCCAGUAUUUGGAGUUACUCGAGACGUGGAGCUAUACCAAGCGAUCACGAGCUAUUCUGAUAUGGAUUCGCGGCCUACAGAAUAGCCGCUGAGUAGGUAUGGCUUAAGUCAUAGCUUCAAGCCUUAUUUUAUCAUCACUACUACUGACCUGGUACAUCACAGUUCUAUUAGGAUAGUAGAAUACCUGGUUAAUGCUAUCACCUACAAUAAGAGGUUAAUGGCCAGCAAAUGCAAUCGGAAUAACUAAGUACACUCAUCAUUAUCCAUCACCGCUUUCAAUAUUGUCAUCUCUUGGCUUCCUGGU
Annulohypoxylon maeteangense is the source of this 2519-nucleotide messenger RNA. RefSeq names its product Smg-4/UPF3 family-domain-containing protein. Gene Ontology annotation, cellular component: cytoplasm; nucleolus. NCBI's taxonomy places the organism in Eukaryota, Fungi, Ascomycota, Sordariomycetes, Xylariales, Hypoxylaceae. The transcript has 2 exons. Gene Ontology annotation, molecular function: mRNA binding. Gene Ontology annotation, biological process: nuclear-transcribed mRNA catabolic process, nonsense-mediated decay; positive regulation of translation. Bases 133 to 2010 code for a protein of 625 amino acids. The record is from RefSeq and is a predicted model, not a curated record.